AUGGUGAAAGAGGCCCGGUUCAUGCAGCACUUGACCCGAAUCAAACCGGCCCAAUCUGGUGCUUUUCCGAGUCCGCCACGUCCGUCGCGUCCACCAAUUUUUUGGCGCAAAAGCUCGAAAAAUUUCACCGCGGGCAUCAAAUCACAGUUCAAAGAAGCCCUCUUCUCCAUUGAUCUGAGCUCUAAUGUCUGCGCUCUUAUGGAAGACUUCUCCGUUCCCUCAUUUUCUUUAGGGCUCGACAUCGACAUCGACAUCGACAUCGCUGAUCUACCCACCGAAGGCGAAGAGGAGGAAGAAGAAGCGGGCCAUCCUGGCCUUCAGUCAUGUCCAGAUCAGCGGCAGGAGGAGGAAGAGAGCGUACGUAAAUCUUCGAUUCAAAAAUGGGAAGAGAUUGGAGGACAGGAAACCCUAGGCGAGGCUCAAGAAGAGGAGCCCCCUCCGCGGGUCCUCAAGCGACUAAGGAGGGGGCCGCCGUCUUCAUCUCCUGCGGCAGCUUGCAUUUCUCGUCCGUCUGCUGAUGGAGGCGAUCUGACGCAUGAAUCGCCUCCGUUGUACGAUGACAUCGAGGAGUUUUCUUCUCCGGACAAGCAUCCUAAGCGCUGUUCUGAUGAUUAUCCAUCUACUCAAAGUCAUAUCACCUGUAGCAAUGCAAAAUUUUCCUUGCUGCAUCGUGGUUUCCUAAAGGAUAAUUCAGAGUGUAAGCACAGAGCUUCUAAAGUCCCAGCUUCUGGUUGCUUCUCCACUUUGACAAGUCUUGACGCAAGAAAUGACAAGGUUACUUUCCCAAGAUUAACCAUUAGCCCUAUUAGAAAGAUCAAUUUAAUUGACUCAGAUUCAGAUGAUUCUUCUAACAGUAAAGAUAAAUGUAGAAAGAAUGAAGUGACUGGUGUAUCUUUGAAAAAAGGAAAGCAUUUCCAUGAGGCAUGUGCAGCUUGGGAAGCGAAAAAAAGUUUUUUAGCAAGCAAAUGUCAAAAAGAAAGUUUUUGGAAGGAUUUCAGUCCAAAUAAAAACAGCAAAUUAGAAACUCCAGCUCUGGAUGAGUUUUGCAAGGAAUAUUUCAGAUCAAUCGGGGAUCAAAAUGUAAAUCAUAUCAAGGGAGAAAUUAAGUCCUCUUGUUUUGGCAGUUCUAGUGGAUUCGAUACUCAUGAUCUCAUUGAUGGAAGUGAUGUUUUGAACUCUCCGAAUAACAUCAAUGGAGAGGUGGACAGAAACUGGGAUUUGUCAAGUCCUCAACCUCCUGCCUAUCAAUAUUUCUAUCAUACUGAUCCAAGGAUCCAGACAUUAGUUCGUCAACGUUUGCCACACUUUGUUCUUCUUGGAACGAAGAAUAAUACUGAAGCUCAGCAGUUUGGAGCUGAAAGUCUUGAUUAUAUACGUCAGUUCAGCCCUACACUUGCUGGUGGGAAAGCUCACAUUGCAACUGAAAAGUUAUCUCGAUCAAACUCAAGUAAAAAGCAGAAUAAAAAAAGCUGCAGUGUCAUAGAAGCCUCAGAUGCUGCUGGGAGUUGGGUAAAUCCUAGAUUCAAAGCUACUGUCCCAAAGGACGCUGGAAAAAGAAGAGUCAGUGCUGAUGUUCGUCAAUCAGGUCACUGGUUUACUGAACAGGAUGGAAGAAAGGUGUAUGUCAGUAAAGAUGGAGAAAAAUCAACUGGUCGAACAGCAUAUGCAAAAUACAAGAAG
Molecule: messenger RNA, 1680 nt
Organism: Dendrobium catenatum
Lineage: Eukaryota; Viridiplantae; Streptophyta; Magnoliopsida; Asparagales; Orchidaceae
Source: RefSeq, a predicted model, not a curated record